CUUUAUAUAUUUUUAUUUUAUGGACAAACCAAGACGACUGCCCUGUCUACAACAGCUCUCUUUUUCUUCUGCUUCUUCUUCUUCUUCUUCCUACCACUAGCAGAAAACCAAAUCCUUCACACAUAGAAAUAGACUGAAUUCAAUUUAAACCCUCCAAAACACCAUUUCAUUCAUUUCUUACACAAACCAUGGAAUCUGCAGCUAGUGAUCAUUCGAUUCACAACUGCAGAUCAAUCGAGCGGCCUCUACUUUCUCCGGAAACAGCCGUUGAUCACGAUAAUCACGGGAAGCGGAUUGUUGAUGAGUUGGACUUCUUUGCUGAUAACAAGGGUCGUCUGAUGGAAAUGAGAGAUCAGACGGUUGAGGUUAAAGAAGAAGGCGCACAUGAUCAUCACGGCGUUGGUCAAGAAAAGCAACUACCCGACGUAAAUACUGGUUUAAAUCUUCUCACAACAUACACCAGUAGCGACAAAUCAUCCAUGGAUGAUGGAACUUCAUCGUCCCAUACUAUGGAAGACAAGCAUAGAACAAAUGAGUUGGCAGUUCUUCAGGCUGAAUUAGGCCGUAUGAGUGUAGAAAAUCAACGGCUGAGAGUUAUGAUUAGCCAGGUGAACAACAAUUACCAGGCAUUACAGGUGCAAAUUGUGACACUGAUGCAACGCCAGCAAAAUCAAAAGGCUGAUCAUCAAACUCCAGAACAACACCAGAUGAUCAAUAAUGGGUCAGUCGUGUUAGAAGAGAAGCAGAUGAUGAACGGGUUCAACCAUAUUGUUCCAAGGCAAUUUAUGGAUAUGGGCAGGGCUGAGAAAGAUGAGCUUUCACAGUGUUCUUUGGAAGGCUGCAGAUCCCAAGAUUGUUCCGGGUCGCCUCCACAAAACGACAUCGUUGAGUCAAUGGAAUUCUGCAAGAGUACUAGUCAUGUACUUCACAGGGAUCUUAGUGGAAGAAUUAGUACUACUAAUGGGGGAGAAGAUAGCCCUGACCAAGAGUUUCAAGGGUGGGUUCCUAAGAAAGUGUCCAAGAUGAUGAGUCCCAGGGACGUGGAUCAAGCCUCAUCAGAAACCAUGUCCAUGAUUAAGAAAGCCCGCGUUUCUGUUCGGGCACGAUCUGAUGCGUCCAUGAUAUCUGAUGGAUGCCAAUGGAGAAAGUAUGGUCAGAAAAUGGCUAAAGGAAACCCAUGCCCUCGAGCUUAUUAUCGUUGUACCAUGGGAACUGGUUGCCCAGUUCGCAAACAGGUGCAAAGAUGUGCAGAAGACCGAACUAUACUGGUAACAACCUACGAAGGCCACCACAACCAUCCACUCCCUGCUGCUGCAAUGGCAAUGGCGUCUACAACAUCAGCAGCAGCAUCAAUGCUACUAUCAGGCUCAAUGCCUAGUGCUGAUGGCCUAAUAAGCUCAAACAGCUUCCUGGCAAGAAGUGCCCUACCAAACUGCCCACCAAGUUUGGCAACACUCUCAGCUUCAGCACCAUUUCCCACUGUCACAUUGGACCUCACUCGAACUCCAACUUCCUCAGAGAUGCCACUUGGCCAGCCAAACCAGCUGCCUCCAAGUUUUCCUCAAAACAUGAUGUCUGUGCCACAAAUUCUAGGUCAAGCCCUUUCCAGCCAAUCGAAAUUCUCAGUUCUCGAUAGCUUUCAGGGAUUGGAUAGCGCUACACACUCAUUGGCUGACAAAGUCAAUGCAGCAACAGCGGCCGUCACAGCUGACCCUAACUUCACAGCGGCUCUGGUAGCAGCCAUCACCUCUAUCAUUGGCAAUGUUCAUUCAAACAAUAAUACCAACAACAAUAUUACAACAAGAAACAAUAGUGAUAGCAAUACAUGAAAUUAAAGUCGUUUUCUUUGGUAGUAAUAAUAGAUGUGCA
Prunus avium (sweet cherry) is the source of this 1869-nucleotide messenger RNA. Its product is annotated as putative WRKY transcription factor 31. The record is from RefSeq and is a predicted model, not a curated record. Gene Ontology annotation, molecular function: DNA-binding transcription factor activity; sequence-specific DNA binding. Gene Ontology annotation, biological process: regulation of DNA-templated transcription. Lineage: Eukaryota; Viridiplantae; Streptophyta; Magnoliopsida; Rosales; Rosaceae.